CCGAUGUUCGAAAAAACCCUCUCCACUGCCUUCACGCGUCUCCCGAAUUUAAAGUUGGCGCAUGCGCGCUGCAAUACAAGGGAUUUCUCGACCACUCUACUCCCUGCGGAACUAAGAAAACACUUGACUUUUUAUCCAAAUUUUUUCUCCGGCACUGAACAGCGCGUUCUACUAGAGGCUGCUCUGCAUAAACUUGACGGGAUGGAGAGCGGUAAUCACCGCAGAAAAAGAAAGGCACUACUACGAGGCACUACUCCUCGAUCCUUCCCCACUGCAUCGAAUCCUCUUCAGGAUUUGUUUCUUCCUGACAAUUACUAUGAAUUCCAACAAGGUCACUACGACGGAGUCAUCAAAAAUUAUCGAGAAAUGCACGUUUCGUCAUGGCCUGAUGUGUUUCCUGCGCUUCCGCCUGCGCUUGAGCGUCUCCACUCCCUCAUGCCAUCACAAGAUACGCAAACACACAUCUUGCAUCUCGCGUCUGAUGGUGAGAUCCAACCACACGUGGACAACAUUUCUGCCAGUGGGUCAUGGAUUCUUGGCUGCAGUUUGGGGGCCGAGAGAGUGCUACGACUUGAAAAUGAUCACGGCGACAUCUUUAGUGUCCCGCUACCGUCUGGUAGCGUUUAUAUCCAACGUGACGACUUGAGAUUCAACUUCAAGCAUUCCAUCCUAUUGGGUGAAGGGGGGCAGCGACUCAGCAUCAUGAUACGUGAUCGGCUACCUAAAUGA
Messenger RNA from Mycena indigotica, 729 nucleotides. Its product is annotated as 2OG-FeII-Oxy-2 domain-containing protein. Lineage: Eukaryota; Fungi; Basidiomycota; Agaricomycetes; Agaricales; Mycenaceae. Bases 4 to 729 code for a protein of 241 amino acids. The record is from RefSeq and is a predicted model, not a curated record. Gene Ontology annotation, cellular component: mitochondrial matrix. The transcript is spliced from 4 exons. Gene Ontology annotation, biological process: DNA damage response; fatty acid metabolic process.